CCGCCAACUUCUCCAUAAAGCACCACGCCCCGCGAACAAUGGCCGCUUCUGCACCUGCUUUGUCGUCGCACGAGAGGACCAGAGUGGAGGAUUAUUUGAACGACAAGCUUCAGGUUUCUGCUGAUUUGGAGAGCCUUGACUCAUUGUUAUCGAGUUUAAGAGCCCAGCAUGAGCUCCAACGCAAGCAGCUAGCCGAAGCACAAGAAGCUCUCUCCAAUGCCACCAAGGCCUCCAACGACCACGCCGAAGCCACUCGCCAGCGUGCCGAAGCAUUCAAUGAGCAGCAGGAGGACAUUGACAGGCGCCUGAAGACGAUCACUGGAUCCGACUCCAGCGAUGAUGCAGCCAAACGGUUCGAAGCCAGCAUAGAAAAGCUGCGCAGACUCGAGAUUUCCAGGGGUUAUAUGACUGUGCUGAAAGAGGCGGAAGAGUUGAGCAAGGAAGCUUUGAACCACAUCAAAAGUGAUCCCAGGGCCGCGCUACAAUCAUAUACCAGACUACGAAGUAUAUCUCGAUCGCUGAAUGAGGCUCAGCCGGCAGCAGAGGGGGCUGCUCCGCACUUGGUCGAUUACGUGGGGAAGCUGGUUUCCGCGCUUAGAGAGCAGAUGAAGGACAAUUUCUCGCAGCGGCUACAAGAGACGAUGGAUCGCAUGAAAUGGCCUUCGAAAGACUUGCAAUUCUCAGACGAUGUACACGGGGAGUGGAAGGAAAACGUCGAACUGCUCCUUGGCUUGCAAAUACCAGAGCUCAUCGGCCGUGCAUCUGUGUCUGAACACCACUGUACCGAGCCUCCGGUGUUGUUGCCGCUAGAAGUGAUGGUGCACCCGCUGGAACUUCGGUUCAAAUACCACUUCAGCGGAGAUAAGCCAACCAACAGGCUCGACAAGCCGGAAUACUUCCUAGCUCAUGUCACGGAUUUGAUCAAUAACUUUGGAAGCUUCUUCGCCUCGUCUUUACAGCCUAUAUUCGAUGAAAAGGCGAAACAGGUCGGAUCGGAUCUAGAGUGGAACUUCUACAACGCCUCUCAUGCCUUUAUUACGGCACUUCUGCCUGUGUUGCGGCAUAAAAUAGCUACAUUUUUGCCUCAAAUCUCGACACAUCCACAGCUUCUGAGCCAUUUCGUGCACGAGUUGAUGAGUUUCGACAACGAGGUCCGCGAAUCCUGGAACUACCUCCCGGACCCCUAUGCCGCUGGGGACUGGAAGGGAAUGACGUGGGAGGUUUUGACCAAGCAAGGCUGGUUUGACCGCUGGCUCCAAGUCGAGAAGGACUUCGCGUUAGCUCGCUACAAAGAGAUUGUGGACAACCCGGAUAGUGGUCACAUCGACUACGAUGGUGUCGAGCUUUCGUCAACAAAGCCGACCAAAGCUGCAAUCCGUGUCAACGAUCUCCUGGAAACGAUCACCGAGCGCUACCAACCGUUGUCAUCAUUCAGUCAAAAGCUUCGCUUCCUCAUCGACAUCCAGAUCACCAUUUUUGACCAAUUUCACGAACGCCUGCAGUCCGCUCUGGAAGCUUACCUUGCAAUGACUUCAACCAUCGGUCGGACCGUUCAGGGCGCAGAGGGACAAGCCAGCGUCGAAGGCGUGGCCGGAUUAGAACGACUUUGUAGAGUUUUUGGGAGCGCGGAGUAUCUCGAGAAGAAGAUGGAAGAUUGGAGCAACGAGGUCUUCUUUGUGGAGCUCUGGACCGAGCUCCAAGAGCGCGUCAGGCAAAAUAAGGACGGUGGCAAGAACGUUGCCGGCUCCAUGUCCGUCGCUGACGUUGCAUCGCGCACAUCUCAGGCCGUGAACAACAACCGCCAUGACGGCGAUCAGAGUGCGGCCCCCGAAGGUGCCUUGUUCGACGAGACUGCUUCCGCGUACCGUCGGCUGCGACUCCGCUCUGAGUCCAUCAUCACAUCCACCCUGACGUCCAACGUACGCUCGGCUUUGAAGCCCUAUUCCCGCGUGUCAACCUGGACCACUUUGGCGGCCACAACACCUGCUCCAAAUGGCGCCCCCCUGCCGCCGACAUCCGAUCUGGCCCCUGUUCUGCGCACCAUCUCAGCAGAGUUAUCUUUCCUCUCCCGAGCCCUGGGUUUCGCUCCCUUACGUCGCAUCACCCGCCAGGUCCUUCUCGCUAUCCAGACAUUCAUGUGGAGCAGUAUCCUCAUGAGAAACACGUUCUCAGCUUCCGGAGCCCUGCAAUUCAUCAGCGACAUGGACCAUCUCGGUAGCGUGGUUGACGUCGCUUUAGGCGCGGCAAGCCAAUCCGGCGGCUCCAUGAAAGUGCUGAAGAAGUUAAGCGAGGCGCUCCAACUCCUGGGGCUGAGUUCGGCAGAGCAGACGUCAUUGGAUGGCGCGACAGACCAGAGCGAGGACGCGUCCAAGGUAGCAGGCCUGCAGGUGCCGCUCGGGCUAUGGGAAGUCGAAAAGAGAUUGUUCAAGGACAACGAGAGCGCCCGGGAAGUCCUCGCUGAGCUUGGGAUUGAGUCGUUGACGGAAGCGGAGGCGAGAAGUGUUUUGGAGAGACGAGCGGAGAUCGGAAAUUAGUGCUUGAAGCCGAGUAUUUAAGGCGCCUUCUCCCUUUUCCCUCCCGUUGUGCAUAUCCUAGCCGAU
Messenger RNA from Aspergillus homomorphus CBS 101889, 2600 nucleotides. Its product is annotated as RINT-1 family protein. The coding region runs from base 39 to 2534 and encodes 831 amino acids. NCBI's taxonomy places the organism in Eukaryota, Fungi, Ascomycota, Eurotiomycetes, Eurotiales, Aspergillaceae. The record is from RefSeq and is a predicted model, not a curated record. Gene Ontology annotation, biological process: retrograde vesicle-mediated transport, Golgi to endoplasmic reticulum; regulation of ER to Golgi vesicle-mediated transport; endoplasmic reticulum to Golgi vesicle-mediated transport. The transcript has 5 exons. Gene Ontology annotation, cellular component: Dsl1/NZR complex.